Messenger RNA from Acyrthosiphon pisum (pea aphid), 803 nucleotides. RefSeq lists its product as uncharacterized. The record is from RefSeq and is a predicted model, not a curated record. The transcript has 4 exons. The coding region runs from base 306 to 803 and encodes 165 amino acids. NCBI's taxonomy places the organism in Eukaryota, Metazoa, Arthropoda, Insecta, Hemiptera, Aphididae.
CUUAUCAAUCGUGACCUAUUUAUUAUAGUAUAUCAGCUGCUGUGCCUACAAUCGUAGAUUAAAGAAGUUACAUUUUAGCUUACAUUUUAUAUCGUUUAUAUUUUACUUAAUCGUAACAUUAUUAUUGUCGUUUGUGUGUGUAUUGCCAAUUGUGUUUAGUUUGUACCAAGAAAACACGUAGAUUUGUUGAUGUGCUCGGGAUUCUUAGUUCAUGGUUAAAAUAUCUAUAAUCACUCAGUCUACAAUAUUCUCCAAUAUACUGAAAUAAACUUGUGGUUGAUGAAAAUAUUUGGUUGAUUUUCAAUAUGGAUAAAAAUCUUGACAAUAAUCAUGAAGAAAACCUUAAAAGAGGACAAGCAUUAUUGAAUCAUUUAGAAGAAACGCAAUAUUCUUAUUUCAACGGACGUCCAGAAUGGAUACCCUUACAAAAGAAUGAUCUGAAAUUAUUUAUAGCACACAUAUAUUACGGCUAUCCAUAUCCUAGUAAUGCAAUUGUUGAAAACAAUUAUGAACAAGAGAUAAAUUCUGAAGAAUUAUUUAAGUUAUAUAAAAAUGAAAUUAAAAAGAAAAUUUUAGAUAUAUAUGAAUUAAUAGAGGAAAAAUAUAUUAAUCCCAGUCUCUUUAGUAAUAUUGAAGUAGGUAUAACUAUGGUACACAGUAUUUGCAAAAACAAGUGCGAUAGCUGCCAAAAUUUUCCUAAAAAAGAUAUACACAAAUGGUUAUUACUCAGAUUAAAAGUGAUUAGCAAUAAAUUCAUUUUUAUUGAUUUUCAAAACAGCAGAACGAUACACUGGCUGGGAUGA